Molecule: messenger RNA, 276 nt
Organism: Fomitopsis serialis
Lineage: Eukaryota; Fungi; Basidiomycota; Agaricomycetes; Polyporales; Fomitopsidaceae
Exons: 3
Coding region: 1-276 (91 amino acids)
Source: RefSeq, a predicted model, not a curated record
AUGAGCGAGCAAGCUGACGCAACACACCUCCUACCUGCGCCUGAAUCCAAGGACGCUACCAAAAUCCACGUUGGCUCAGAGCAAGGAGCCAAAUUCGACGCCCUAGGCCCAUUGGUGGUGAACAGUGAUGGGACGCUCUCCCGCAUCGCUAAUUGGCCAAACAUGACCGAGGCUGAGAGGAAGCGUACCGUGCGCGUGCUAGGUGCACGGAAUAAACUCCGAAUUGCAGAUCAGGAGAAGAAGGAGCAAGACCUAGGUUCGGAACCUAGUUCAUGA